CACCUCUUCUCCUCAUAAGUUGGGUAAACACUCAGGGGAAGUUAUUUCGUACUGCGGACAGAAGCGAAAAUGAAGCUGAUGGCAUGCCUUUUUUGCGUGGUCUUAUUGACCUUAUGCACAGACGCAAACCCCAUAAUUAAGGAAAGCUUUGCAAAGCAGCUUCUCCGCACCAAGAGACAGAAGCCUGGAUACCCUGAUGAACCUAUGAGGGAGCACAUGCUGCAUAUGCAGAGGCUGGAGCAGAGGGCUCGAGAGACCAAUAUGGAGCACUGGCUGAACCCCCACUGCUUCCCCCGCUGUGACCGCAACUAUGGCUACCCUGUCUAACCGGCCUACAGUGAUCCAUAGGGUGAAGACGACAAUUGAGGUGACGACUAUGCCGAUGAAGACAACGUAACGGAUUGCACUAAAAAGACCCCAAAAUGCUGAGGAGGUCAAGGACGCAAAAAGCAAUGAAGACACCCACAUAUUGAUAAGAAGCAAUUUAGAGAUGUCUUAUUUAGAUAAAGGGAAAAAAAUCCCCGAUACGAUAUUAUCGGUCUAAAAUAUGUUUGAGAAAAUAAAAAACGAAUGACAACAUGUCAUUUUAGAUUGGAGACUAAUAAUAAAUGCUGUUCACAAAAUUUUGGUUGUGGUUCCUCAUCUAAUUAAUUUUCACCUUAGCAGUAGCCUAUAAUUUAGCAGUAUAAGAUUUUUGAAUAAAUCCAGGAGCGGCACAAAUGACAACAUGUAAUUUUAGAUUGGACACUAAUAAUAAAUGGUGGCUCAGUGGUCCCGGGUUCGAGUCCCGACUCAACUGUCCUGUUUGCAUGUUCGAGGACUGAUAUGCAGGUUAGUUGGAGACCCUAACUUGCCAGUAAGUGUGAAUGUGUGUGUCUGUAAGUGUUGACUGACCCCUAUCCAGGGUGUUCUCUGCUUCGGCCCGAGACAGCUGGGAUAGGCUCCAGCGACCCUGUAUAGGACACGCGGCUAUAGAAGAUGGAUGGGUGGAUGAAUAAAUCCGACAGUAAAACUACGACCGCGUUUAGAAGAGUGAUGAUACAUACAUAACCAAGAGUUUGACAUGGUCAAAUA
Molecule: messenger RNA, 1074 nt
Organism: Xyrauchen texanus (razorback sucker)
Lineage: Eukaryota; Metazoa; Chordata; Actinopteri; Cypriniformes; Catostomidae
Gene: c13h17orf67
Product: chromosome 13 C17orf67 homolog
Exons: 4
Coding region: 70-327 (85 amino acids)
Source: RefSeq, a predicted model, not a curated record